AUGUCACUGACCAACGGUUUGUACAACAUCAUGGCCUCCAAGAAUAGCGCGCCACCUCCAUACAAUAAAGCAGCCAAACUCGUCAUGACCGUCGAGGUCGAGACGGUUCAGCUGCGCGAUGAGGAGACUGGUGAGGUACUUCAGACGGAGAAACAUUAUCCGUACUACCCCCUGAUCGAUCGCAAGGUCGAGCACGUUGGAGGGGGAAAAGGAGGAGGUGAUGACGGUCCGCCGCUGUCGUCGUCGUCGUCGCCGUCCUCGCCGGCUCGGUCAAGGCGUUCUUCCAACGGGUCAUCCAAGGCGUCCUUCUCCUCUGCUUCGUCACGCCUAUCUCCGUCGUCGUGGUGGGGGUGGGCUGGGUCUUCUCCCAGCUCUGACUCUUCUUCUGGCGCUGGUGCUACUGAACUGAGACAGGAGGAGGUUGAUGAGCAGUAUGAGGUGUUGGACGGGAUAUUGGAAGAGGAAGAGGCUAAUGGCAUUCCUUGCCAGCGUAGCUUCUACUGUCUCCUCUACUGGUUCUGCUGCGGUAAGAAGAGGGUGAAGUUCACCUCCCGGCCUCGCGGCAAGCCGGACAAUAUGAACAUUAUAUUUCAGAUCUGCUAG
Chaetomium strumarium is the source of this 603-nucleotide messenger RNA. RefSeq lists its product as uncharacterized. Bases 1 to 603 code for a protein of 200 amino acids. The transcript is spliced from 3 exons. NCBI's taxonomy places the organism in Eukaryota, Fungi, Ascomycota, Sordariomycetes, Sordariales, Chaetomiaceae. The record is from RefSeq and is a predicted model, not a curated record.